AUGGGUAAAAAUAUUGUUGUUUUUUCUACCGUUCUUGUUUUUCUCUUCUCUACAUCAUAUGCAACUCCUGGCAUUGGAACUUUCUACACGACUUACACUCCAUCGGCAUGUUACGGAGGUAAGCAAGAAGGAGUGUUCAUAGCUGCAGCGAGUGAUCAAUUAUGGAACAAUGGUCAAGUUUGUGGCAAAAUGUUCAGAGUGAAAUGCACCGGAGCUCGUAACGCCGUGCCUCACCCUUGCACGGGAAAAUCCGUAAUUGUCAGAAUCGUCGACCAUUGUCCCAAUGGCUGUGCUUCUACUAUCGAUCUUUCCCGAGAAGCUUUUGCUCAGAUCGCUAAUCCUGUCGCUGGGAUUAUUAACAUUGAUUAUACUCCGUAA
Messenger RNA from Camelina sativa (false flax), 378 nucleotides. RefSeq names its product putative EG45-like domain containing protein 1. The record is from RefSeq and is a predicted model, not a curated record. Lineage: Eukaryota; Viridiplantae; Streptophyta; Magnoliopsida; Brassicales; Brassicaceae. Gene Ontology annotation, biological process: systemic acquired resistance. Gene Ontology annotation, cellular component: apoplast; cell wall.